Messenger RNA from Varroa destructor (honeybee mite), 5702 nucleotides. RefSeq names its product staphylococcal nuclease domain-containing protein 1-like. NCBI's taxonomy places the organism in Eukaryota, Metazoa, Arthropoda, Arachnida, Mesostigmata, Varroidae. The record is from RefSeq and is a predicted model, not a curated record. Gene Ontology annotation, molecular function: nuclease activity; RNA binding. Gene Ontology annotation, cellular component: nucleus; RNAi effector complex; cytosol. Gene Ontology annotation, biological process: mRNA catabolic process; regulatory ncRNA-mediated gene silencing.
GCAAUAGCGGCAGGCGAAGAACAGUUUUGUGGUAGUCUUGGCAGAGCGGCAGUAUUUUGUCUGCCAACCCAGAAGUGAAAAAGACACGACAGACCUUUGCUCAUUCCUGCUCAAGUGUUCGUAGGCCGUUCCUAUUCAUUCGCGUAUAGGCAUGUACUAGCCGUGAAGACUGGGGCCACUAUCAUCGCAUCGAACGAAUUGGUUCGUUUGUGUAUGAUUAUACGACAAUACCAGACAGCAAAGGAGGAGCUCGACACACCUGGAAGGUUUCACUGUUCGGGCUGAACGGGACGGCGAAGGCAACAUCUGUGAAAUUUUCUUUUAGACUUUAAUUACUCUGGUAGCAGAAACGAAUUAAGGUUGUUUUGUUUGCUUUCGAUCCGGCACAGUUCUCGAUACAAAACGAAUGCGAGUGGAUCUAGUGGUUUGCUACCAAUUUGCUGAUUAGUGGCGGCGCAUUUGGAGAUCAAACACCAGACACGAGGUUGUAGGAAGCAAGCACAUGUUGAGUCGAGGAGGAGUUGAGAAAUAUACAUCGGUGCAAGUGGUCGACACAUUUUGCAUUGCUGCUGCACGAUAACGCGUGUCGAUCGACGUUAGCUGCUGCUGACCGGCAAACGGAGGUCCAAUAACGAGUUGCUUAAAAAUCCAGAAAAAGAGCACGAUUAAAAUAAACGGAAGUAAGCGAAAAUUAGUUUUUCUUUGGUGACUGUGAUUUACGAGCGUUUCUGUAACGGUUAUUCCCGGACGUUCGACGUGCGGAGAAGUCGAAGAGGGCAUCAUGGCCAAUACCGCUGCUCCUGCGUCCUCCCCAGAACUCCUCCACGGCACGAUCAAGAAGGUGACUUCGGCGGACACUUUUGUCUUGCAAUAUUUUAAAAAUAAAGUGCCACAUGAGAGGGUGGUCCACCUCGCGAAUUUAGUCGCUCCAAAGGUGGCAAUCUAUACUAAUGAUAUGAAUCAACAUGACGAGCCCAUGGGAUGGGAGUGCCGUGAAGUUCUUCGUAAGGAGUUUAUUAAGACAGAAGUUACCGCAGAAGUCGAACACAAAGCUGCUAAAUCAGUAUUCGCUUACAUAUUCAAGGGUCACUCUACGGAGGGAGAAUCCCUUAAUGAAAUGGCCGUGGCUCGCGGUUUCGCCUCAGUAAAGGAGGUAAACAAGAAAAACGAACGAUAUGAAAGACUUAAGGAGCUUCAGGAGCAGGCCAGAACUGCGAAGCUUGGCAUAUGGUCUGAUAACAAAUCCACGAAAGUUCGCGAAAUUGAAUGGGCGGUUAAGGAUGUUGCAGGUUUUGUCGACAGCUACAAAGGCAAACCGCUCGACGCUAUCGUUGAAGGCAUACACCCCAGUGCGGCCGGCAUUCGUGCGUACGUUGAGCUUGGUGGAGUCUACUAUUAUCUGACAGUAAUGCUGGCAGGAAUUCGUGGCCCAUCAGAUGAAAGUGGAAUUAGGCCUCGAGCAAUCUACUUUCUCGAAUGUGGUUUGCUGCACGCGUCGGGGAUCCAGUUGCAACUAGAUAGUGCUGGCAGUAAUGGCCAAUUGUUCGGUCGGGUAAAACAUCCAGACUUCGAUAUUGUUAAGUUGGUACUCAUAAAUGGCUUAGCUCAGACUCAGGAUUGGUCUUUGCUAUCAAUGGAACCUGAAUACGUUGAGGAACUUCGAGCGGCAGAAAGCACUGCCAAACAGGAAAGAAAAGGAAUCUGGAAAAACUACAAGGAGACAGUCAAGGCUGAUAGGAGCCAGUCGACGGCCAAGGUUGUUGAAGUAAUCGCUGCCGAUAUGCUCGUUAUUAAAGAUUCAAGCAACAAUCUAAAAAAAAUCUUCAUUUCUUCGAUUCGGCCGCCUAGAAAGGAGACCCAAGUGGCCUAUGCACCGGGCAAGCUAACCAUGGCCCAGAAGAUGUUCCAGCAGCCGCUCUUAUUCGAAGCUCGUGAGUUUUUGCGGAAGGCGCUUAUUGGCAAAAAUGUCCAAGUUCAGACGGACUUCAUCCAACCAAAGAGCGACCUAUACCCCGAGAAGGUAUGCUGUACAGUAACCAUUGGUGGAAAAAAUAUUGCUGAACAGUUGGUUGCUAAGGGCCUUGCCAGUGUCAUCCGAUAUCGGCAAGAUAACGACCAGCGCUCGCCUUAUUACUUGGAAUUGCAGAAAGCAGAAAACACGGCUCAGAAAAGCGGCGUUGGCCUUUACGCCAAAAAGGAUCCGGAGCCUAUGAAGGUGGUUGAUUUGCAGGGCGAACCGAUCAAAUCAAAACAAUACUUCAGUAGUCUUCAACGGAGCAAUCCACUUGAAGGCAUCGUCGAGUUUGUUUCAUCGGGCUCUCGUUUAAGAGUGUACUGUGCCAAGCACGCGUGCAUUUUCCCCUUUCUUCUUAAUGGCAUCCAGUGCCCGCGUGCUAGCAGACUUGACCAGAAUGGUCAGUCUAGAAUAGGCGGAGAUCCAUUUGGGGAUGAUGCGCUCAUGUUCACGAAGGAUCAGUGCCUACAGCACGAAAUUAAUAUGGAGGUGGAAAGCCAAGACAAAAAUGGCGCCAUGAUUGGGAAGGCAACCAUUGCGGGGAAAAACCUGGCAGUUGAACUAGUUAAGGUGGGUUUGGCGACAGUCCAUCAUUAUUCUGCCGAAAAACUUCAUUAUUAUAAAGAUCUUUGCAAUGCCGAGGAGCUGGCAAAAAAAGAAAGACUUCGUUUGUGGAAAAACUACGUCGAGGAAGUAAAGGAGGAAACCGAAGAACUGAUCGAAGAGGCUCGUGAAGAUCAAAAGUCUGAACGCACGGUCGAUUUCAAGACGGUUCACGUUUCCGAAAUUACAUCUGAAGUGACCAAGUUCUAUGUGCAAUACACCAACGAUCGGGAGAAGUUCCUCGAAAUGCAUGACAAGCUUCAGGAAGAGCUCAAGAAUACCUCGAUUGCAGGUCCUUUUAAGCGAGGGGAGCGCGCUGCUGCUAAGUUUAGCGAUGGCAAUUGGUACCGAGUUAAGAUCGAGAAGUUAUCACCAAAAAAGGCCGAUCUCCUAUACGUGGACUACGGAAAUCGAGGCGAGUGCCCGCCAAAUCAAUUGCAGCGUCUUCCAGCGUUCUGCGCCACUACACCAGAUGUAGCUCAUCUUGUAAACCUAGCGUUUGUUAAGAUGCCCAAGGAUGAAGAAGAGGUACUUGCUGCCCGAAAGGUGUUCGCAAAAAAUGUCAAAGGCGAGGUUAAAAUGAACGUUGAGUAUAGCAUCCAAGGGGAGCAAUACGUGACUCUUCAUGUAGACGAUUCAGACGUUGGACGUGAGCUAAUCGCUGACGGCUACGCGUUCUUCGAGCCUCGCCGUGGUGAGCGAUACGCGGAAAUCUGCAAAGAAUACCAAGAGGCCAUGGACAAAGCUAAGAACGAACAUCUUAACCUAUGGGAGUACGGAGACGCUCGCGACGAUGAAGAUGACCGGUCUUAGAUGUGUCUUCGCAAGCAAAAACCGCAUCGUCAAUGGGCGAAGAGUGGAAAUUACCACUGGUACAUCAGCUCUAAGAAGAUCCAGCUGGAGCGGAAACAUGGGAUGGCCAGCUUUGUUCAUUAACGUGACAUCAUUUACUGAAUAGCAGGAAAAAAGUGCAAAUUAAGUGGACGUACGGAUAUUUCCUUGCUCGUCGGUUUUCGAGUUAUAAUUCCAUUUCCAUUAACGGAGAUCGUGUAGCGAAAAAAACAUCAAACAAAAGAGAAACUGCCUCGGGCACCAACAACAACCAGCAAAAACUAAUUUCGUCGAAGUCGGGAUGAUUCUGCUUCAUAGUCAAGCUCCUGCACCGCAGAAAAAAAUGGAUUGUACGAAUUCAAGUUCGCCGUUCAACGCCAUUUAAUUAAAAGAAUUAAUGCUUUACCUUUUGAUUGCGCUAUAAUUAACACGUUGUUGAAUCCAAUGAAAAUCGUCGUAACCCACAACAGCAUUUGUUAACUCGCGUGUCAAGCACGUGUUUAUGGUGCGUUCUAACUAUAGUUGUAGCAGCAGUAGCAGAUUAAUAUUGAAAAUGGCAACGAAUACAUAAAAUCAAAACUAACAGAGAGAACAAGUUUGUUGCAAUGCGCUUUACGUUCUGGUUAAUUACCUUAAAUCUACCGUUUCAACCGGACUUAACGAAGCGUAGCAUAUCAUUUUGUUUCCUCUGUCCAAGGAACCAUUUCUGAGGACCACAAAGUGGUAAACGUACAUUGUUUAAUGAUUCCGUCACAGAAUAAGCGUAAAAGCAGAUCAGGUGUGACUGCCAAUAGGGGUUGGGCGGGUUGCUCACGAAAAUUAAUUGUUGUUGUUGUUGUUGAUCACAAUGACGGCCUCGAUGCAAUGAGAACUAUUAUUAAUGUUGUACUACAGCUAUUUUCAUAAGGACGGGUGUAUAGGAUAAUUCCAUCUUCUUCAAGAUUCUGAUGGGCGGGCACAUUCAUUCUGGGUAAACGAUCGGCGAUGAUCUUAAUGCCGGCAGUCGUAUCUAACCUGCCACUAUCACAAGUGCUAGCGAAUUGAGUAGUAGUCACAAAAUGGCGGCAUCAGAUAAUAUUAUCAGGUAGUAUCAAAUGAAAUCUUGUAGUCCGGAGUAUAAUAAUUAAUAAAAAAAAAAAUUCAUUAGACGUUGAUUGUUUAAGUGUAACGAGCGAGUUCAGUGCGCGAUUGUUGAAAGAACGAUGAACUGAUACGUCAUUGUAAUAGCAUCGCAGUGUUAACAUAGAACCGGCAGUUCCAAUUUCCUUUUGAGUCAUACAUGCCCAAUACUAAGGUUGUUAGUCUUCACUGUGCCGAAUGCGCAAAUGGCCAACACCGUAGUAGUUGAAACAGCAGCCGCGAAAGAUAUUAUGCUUUUCUUACAUUGUGUGACUCCUAGCAUGUCAUGUGUUCUCUAAAUAGCUCAUUGAAGGGUGCGAAAGAAGGCCUCGGAACUGACGAACGCACCGUGUAAAUGAUUGAAAUAAGGAAUGGGGUGGGAGCUAGGUCUUGUGCUAAGUUCUGAAGAAUAUACAAUAGAUUGAAACAGAUAGCGUUAAUUGAUAAUAAAGAUAGAGCCAAUACUAAUAGAACUUAAAUAGAAAUAGAGGUUAGGUGUUAAUGCCUAGUGACAGUUGCAUCUAUAUUGAAUGAAUAAUUAAUCACAAGUUUAAACGAUAAGAGCUACUGUUACUACCACAACUAUCAUUUUCGUCCUACAUUGAGUAGGACGAACUUCCGAACAUGAGAGAAUCAAGUGACAGUUAAAAUAGAACGAAUGGCGUCAUAGUAUUGAAAAUUCAUGUCACAUUUUUCGUAUAACAUACUUGAAAGACAACUUUAAUUGUCGGGCAGGAAAACAUGCUGCCAAUAUUGUAUAAAUAGAUUUCUCGAUAAUAAUACUGUUAUUGCUACUCAGGAACUGAUAAAUUAUUUUUUCGAAUCGGAGAAUUUCUAUGAAUUCCUCAAUGCUAUGAUUAUUAUAGUAUGAUUACGACAAUAUUAAGGGUUUAUAUGCGGCGGCAUCGAAGUAGUCUUUCUAAGCCAUAAGCAGGAUUUUGCAUUGAGUGAAUCACUAACGAUUGCGUCUAUCCAUGUGAAACGAUAUAAUUGAUAAAAAAAUUUUCGCACAACAUACUAAUGGCAUACCAAUUUGUUAAAUAUCUAAUUAGUAUCUGACGUGCUUCUUGGCUGGUUCCUUGUGUUUAACAGCUCUCGAGGUUUUCAAACCGCUCAGCUAUAAAUGAAACAACAU